AUGGUGGCACGAACGAGGCUCUCGCAGGCUCUGCGGGCGCCCAGCAGGCGAAUUGCUGCCAUUGGCAGCGCCAGCCUUGCGCCUCGCGCUUCAAUUGCGCCUGUUCGCUGCCUUGCGACUUCGGCUCCCAGAUUGCUGGCGCGAUCACCUGCAGUGCAGCAUCUGGCAAAGCUCACGUCCGAGACGUACCCGGGCCUCAAGAGGGAUGCUAGAUUUGCAACACUGACCGCAGAGGAUGUCGCGCACUUCAAGAAGCUGCUGGGAGGAGAGCAUGCCGUGAUUGACGGCGCCAAUGCAGCGGCGGAGGACGACCUCAAGCCCUUCAACGAGGACUGGAUGCACAAGUACCGAGGACAGAGUCGGCUGGUGCUCAAGCCGGCAUCGACCGACGAGGUCAGCCAGAUCCUCAAGUACUGCAACGAGCGGAAGCUGGCCGUGGUGCCGCAGGGUGGCAACACGGGGCUUGUUGGGGGCUCGGUGCCUAUUUUCGACGAAAUCAUCAUCAACAUGAGUCGCAUGAACCAGAUCCAUUCCUUCGACGAUGUCAGCGGCUCCCUCGUGUUGGAUGCCGGAGUCAUUCUGGAGGUGGCCGAUCAGUACCUCGCUGAAAGGGGAUACAUCUUUCCUCUCGACCUAGGAGCCAAGGGAUCGUGCCAAGUGGGUGGAAAUGUGGCUACUAACGCUGGCGGCCUGCGACUGCUGCGCUACGGGAGCCUGCACGGCAAUGUCCUGGGGAUGGAGGCCGUGCUGCCGGACGGCACCGUCAUGAACGACCUGUGUGCCCUGCGCAAGAACAACACGGGCUACGACCUGAAGCAGCUCUUCAUCGGCGGCGAGGGCACCAUUGGCAUCAUCACCAAGCUGGUCAUCCAGUGCCCGCAGCGCUCGGCUGCCGUCAACGUGGCCUUCUUUGGCCUGGAGUCGUACGAAAAGGCACAGCUGGCCUUCCGGGAGGCGAAGAAGCAGUUGGGCGAGAUCCUUUCUGCCUUUGAGCUCAUGGACUCCCGCAGUCAGGAGAUUGUGCACCAGAUCAAGGGUGAGGACCGGCCGCUCGAGGGCGAGCACCCCUUUUACUGCCUCAUCGAGACCAGUGGCUCCAACGGCGACCACGACUACGAGAAGCUGGAAAAGUUCCUCGAGGACGUGCUGACCAAGGAGAUCGUCGUCGACGGCGUCCUCGCCCAGGGCGAGUCGCAGGCCAAGGCGCUGUGGAGCUGGCGCGAGAGCAUCACGGAAUGCAUUGGCCACGGCGGUGGAGUCUACAAGUACGACGUCUCGAUCCCGCUGGCCGAGAUGUACUUGCUGGUCGAGGACGUCAAGGCGCGCAUGGAGAAGCUCGGCCUGAUCGGCGAAUCCGAGGAGCAUCCGGUGAGCGCAGUGGUGGGCUACGGCCAUAUGGGCGACUCCAACCUGCAUCUCAAUGUGGCCGUAAGACGAUAUGACGCCAAGGUCGAGGAGGCUUUGGAGCCCUUUGUGUAUGAAUGGAUCGCGAAGCGCAACGGUAGCAUCAGCGCCGAACAUGGGCUGGGCCUGGCCAAGAAGAAGUUUGUGCAGUAUAGCCGGAACGACACGGUGAUUGGUCUGAUGAAGCAGAUUAAGAAUCUCUAUGAUCCGAAUGGCAUUAUGAAUCCGUACAAAUACAUCUGA
Trichoderma reesei QM6a is the source of this 1647-nucleotide messenger RNA. RefSeq lists its product as uncharacterized. The record is from RefSeq and is a predicted model, not a curated record. The transcript has 2 exons. Gene Ontology annotation, cellular component: mitochondrion. Bases 1 to 1647 code for a protein of 548 amino acids. Gene Ontology annotation, molecular function: FAD binding; catalytic activity. Lineage: Eukaryota; Fungi; Ascomycota; Sordariomycetes; Hypocreales; Hypocreaceae.